Messenger RNA from Mollisia scopiformis, 327 nucleotides. RefSeq lists its product as uncharacterized. The transcript has 4 exons. Lineage: Eukaryota; Fungi; Ascomycota; Leotiomycetes; Helotiales; Mollisiaceae. Bases 1 to 327 code for a protein of 108 amino acids. The record is from RefSeq and is a predicted model, not a curated record. Gene Ontology annotation, cellular component: mitochondrion.
AUGGCUGUUCCACGUUCACGAAUAUUGGACUUGAUGAAGGUCCAAUGUCGGAUCUUUUCAACAACGUUCAAUCCGGAAGGUCUUAGACUGGGAAAUAAGAUUCUGCGGCAAAGAUUAAAGGGCCCAGCGUUGGCUUCAUACUAUCCACGAAAGGUUGCUACGAUUCAAGAUCUGCAGAAGCUAUAUCCGGAAUUCGACGAGUUCAUCGAUGAGGCCGAGGAAGACCGGCUGGAGGGAAUCAAGAUUCUCAAGGCGAGAGGAAAGGGUGCCCCCAAGAAGAAGAGGACAGCGGAAGAAUCGAAGAAGUUCAAGGGCAAGAAGAGGUAG